Chaetomium strumarium is the source of this 648-nucleotide messenger RNA. RefSeq lists its product as uncharacterized. The coding region runs from base 1 to 648 and encodes 215 amino acids. The record is from RefSeq and is a predicted model, not a curated record. NCBI's taxonomy places the organism in Eukaryota, Fungi, Ascomycota, Sordariomycetes, Sordariales, Chaetomiaceae. The transcript has a single exon.
AUGCCCGGCCGUUCCCGCCGAGUCUACUUUGAGGACGAGGAGCCGGGACCCAGCGCACGGCGCACCAGAGGCCUCAGCAGCCACCGAAGCAGAAGCGCCGACCGAGUCCACAGCAUCUUCGACGACCUCCCCUCCGACAUGCAAGGGCCACGCGUGGUCGGGCGCGACGCCUACAACGAGGUGCUCCGCCAGAACGAGUACCUCCGCUCCGAGGUGCGCGAGCUACAGCAGGCCCAGGCGUGGAUCCCGGAGCUCGAGCGCCAAAACGCCGAGCUCAAGCGCGAGAACCGCGAGCUCCGCCGGACUACCGCCGUCGACUACGCCUCAGACAACAACGCCAACAACAACGAAGCCCGCAAGGAGCACAGCAAGCUGCGCAAGAAGUACGCCAAGCUCGAGGCCGAGGCCGUCGAGCUCAAGAGCAGGCUGGCAGAGUGGAAGAAGAAAGCGCUCGACUACAAGGAGCUCUACGAGAACGCGAGCCGUCACGCCGAAGACGCCAACCGCCGGCUCGAGACGUACCGCAAGAGCUACACCGUCCUCGAGACCACCAACAGCUCGCUCGCCGAAGAGGUCGCUGCUCUCAAGCGCCGCCUCGAGAUCGAGCAGCGGGCCAACUACGAGCGGCGGCGGAGCUACUGGCCAUAG